This is a messenger RNA of Staurois parvus, 384 nucleotides long. The record is from the annotation of a GenBank genome assembly. Lineage: Eukaryota; Metazoa; Chordata; Amphibia; Anura; Ranidae.
UGUCCCAUUGGGGAGAUUUCCCUUCACUUCCUGUCCUAUAGCCAAUCCAGAAGUGAGGAAAUCCCUGCAAAUUAAGGGAAUCCCCUGGGAUCCCCAGAACUAGUCUCCCCAUUGGAGGAUUUCCCCUAACACUUUUUCAAACAUCCCAAAAUUUGGGAUUUUCUUUUACUUUCAAUGAGGGGCGGACUGACAACUCAUGGGGCCCCCAGGCAAUAGGGGAUCAUGGGGCCCCUGUGUCCUUGCCCAAACUCAAAAAAGCCUAUGAAAAAGGUACCAGGGGCAUCUCACGGGGCCCCCUAUUGCCCCCGGGCCCUCGGGCAGUGCCUGAGUUUCCAAAUGGUCAGUCCGCUCCUGCACUGGAAUGUGGCAAAACGCAGCAAAAAU